UGCAUGCAAACAUGUCAUAUAAGGUUCUGUUUAAUGAAGUUAAACACUAUAAUCAUGGUAUUGACAUACACAAUUUCAUAAUCCACAAAUCACAUCCUCCUUAUGGAAUCUGGCAAAAAAAACCAAAUUCCAACUCUAAAGCCUCAAAAAAAAAAAACAUUUUGGGAUUUUUUUUAUUACUGAAAUUUUUAGCUUUAAAGAUGGGUCUCAAGUUACCUGGCCUAGAGGACGAUUUGCUGCUCUGUUUUGUCAAAUGGGAUAGCUUUAAAGAUGAGUUUUAGAUGCUGAAACUAUCCUACUAGCAUUUCAGAACUACAUCCUGAUGUUGGGUACCAGUGUAAUGAUCCCGUCAGUGCUCGUCCCAGCAAUGGGUGGAAGUGAUGUCAAUGCAACUAUGCUGGUAACUUUGAACCAGUACAUUGGUUCCCAACUAGUAUAACAUUUUGAGGUUAAUAUGCCAUUGAUUAAGGAGGUGAAAUUAGAUCUUGUCCUGUCUUCUCUUUGCCUUCUCAACUUCACAGUAUAUUGGGAACUGGUAAUCAUAUGUGGUUCGAUUUUGGUCUAGAGGAUCUUGGAGGCAGUAUAUACUAUGAUAGGGGGACAAAGCACGGGUAAUACAGACUUUGCUCUUUGUAGCAGGCAUUAACACACUUCUCCAAGCACUUUUCGGAACAAGGUUGCCAGCAAUCGUUGGAGGUUCUUUUGCUUACAUCAUCCCAAUAGCUUAUAUAAUAAAUGAUUCCUCAUUACAACGGAUUAGUAAUCGACAUGAGAGAUUUAUACAAACGAUGCGAGCUAUUCAAGGAGCUCUUAUUGUAGCCUCAAGCAUACAAAUUAUCCUGGGAUACAGUCAAGUUUGGGGUCUCUUUUCACGGUACAUUGGUAGCAUACUAAAAUGUGAAGUUGUUAGUCCAGGAAUGUUGGAUUAUAUUGUUCUUCACCGCUUGAGUUUUCCGUGCAGGUUUUUCAGCCCUCUUGGUAUGGCACCGGUGGUUGCAUUAGUAGGCCUGGGAUUGUUUCAGAGAGGAUUUCCUUUGCUGGGAAAUUGUGUAGAAAUCGGACUGCCAAUGCUUUUGUUGGUUAUUGGAUUGUCUCAAUAUCUAAAGCAUGUGCGGCCCAUAAGAGAUGUCCCUAUUUUUGAAAGGUUUCCUGUAUUGAUAUGUGUUGCAAUCAUUUGGAUCUAUUCCCUUAUACUGACUGCCAGUGGGGCUUACCGUGACAAACCUAAUGCUACUCAACUUAGUUGCCGUACUGACCGAGCAAAUCUCAUAUCUACUGCUCCAUGGUUCAUGUUCCCAUACCCUCUUCAGUGGGGACCCCCUACAUUUUCAGCUGGCCAUUCGUUUGCUAUGAUGUCUGCUGUUCUAGUGUCUAUGGUUGAGUCGACCGGAGCUUACAAGGCAGCAUCUCGAUUGGCUAUUGCAACCCCACCUCCAGCUUAUGUAUUAAGCCGUGGCAUUGGCUGGCAGGGUAUUGGCAUCUUGCUCGAUGGCCUUUUUGGAACAGGCACUGGUUCUACUGUUUCUGUGGAAAAUGUUGGACUCCUUGGACUAAGCCGAGUUGGGAGUCGCAGAGUUGUUCAGUUAUCUGCUGCCUUCAUGAUAUUUUUCUCCAUCUUAGGAAAAUUUGGAGCUGUGUUUGCAUCCAUACCUUUCCCAAUCUUUGCGGCACUGUACUGUGUACUCUUUGGUCUUGUAGCUUCAGUUGGAUUAUCAUUUCUCCAAUUCACAAACAUGAAUUGUAUGAGAAACCUCAUUAUCAUAGGGCUAUCACUUUUCCUUGGAAUUUCCAUCCCUCAAUUCUUUAAUGAAUAUUGGAAUCUCAAGCACCGAGGGCUCGUUCACACAAAUGCCGGAUGGUUCAACGCAUUUUUGAAUACCGUAUUCCUGUCUCCGGCAACGGUUGGUCUGAUUGUGGCGGUGUUUUUGGAUAAUACGUUGGAAGUGGAAAAAUCGAAGAAAGAUCGUGGAAUGCCAUGGUGGGUUAAGUUCAGAACGUUCAGAGGAGACAAUAGAAAUGAAGAGUUUUACACAUUACCAUUCAAUCUCAACAGGUUCUUUCCACCAACCUAGUGGAGUUGAACAUCAAGCCAAUUUCCAUUUGACAUUUGACAAUUUGAUCCAAUCCGAUUUGAUUAACAUGAAGGAUUCUUUAGUUUUUGUUUUUCUUUUUAGGUUGAAAAGAAGGAUCAUGUUCAUCAUAUGAGAUAAGCAUAUUGGUAGUAGAGUAACCUAAUUUUCCUUUUAUUUUGACUGUGGUUCCAAUAUAUUUUUUUUUGUGGGCCGAUGUAAGAGGGGUCCUGGGUAAGGUUGUAGAGCAUUUAGUUGUCUUGUUGGUUAAGUUUGUAGAUGGUCGACAAUAAUAAUAAUAAAGAAAAUUAGUUAAUUCAAA
Gossypium arboreum is the source of this 2391-nucleotide messenger RNA. RefSeq names its product nucleobase-ascorbate transporter 1. NCBI's taxonomy places the organism in Eukaryota, Viridiplantae, Streptophyta, Magnoliopsida, Malvales, Malvaceae. The coding region runs from base 789 to 2072 and encodes 427 amino acids. Gene Ontology annotation, cellular component: membrane. The transcript has 14 exons. The record is from RefSeq and is a predicted model, not a curated record. Gene Ontology annotation, biological process: transmembrane transport. Gene Ontology annotation, molecular function: transmembrane transporter activity.